AUGUAUUUUCGUGCCAGUUUGCUGGCAGUGCUUUGCCUCACCCUCACUGAAUUCGUUUCUCAAGCAUGGGUAAUGUGUUUCAUAUUUUAUAUAUUUGUUUCCCGAUCGCUGACCGUCUCGCUGAACAUGUCCAUGACCCGUACCCUGGUUCCAGAUCCGCCAAAUGGCACGGAAACCAAGCUCAGCCAGGAGAUGCUGAGGGCUUGUAUGCGCAGGACCGAGAUCUCAAUGUCGCAGCUGAAACUCUUUCACAUGAGCCUCAUGAACAGUGACUACAACAAUGACAACGAUGUAGCCCCCACGCCAGUGCAAUCCAUCGGCGAUGUGAAUAACCUCGGUGAUAUCGACAUCAAUGGCAACUCGCAAAUGCCAUAUCUCGAUCUGAAGCACAAUGAGCCGCUGCAGUGCUUUGUGAGCUGCCUGUAUGAGAGCCUCGAUCUGGAUAGGUACAAUGUCCUGCUGGAGGAGGCCUUCAAGAAUCAGGUGCAAACGAUCAUACAGCACGAGAAGGCCGAGAUCAAGGAGUGCAGCGAUCUGCAGGGCAAAACACGUUGCGAGGCGGCCUACAAGCUGCAUCUGUGCUACAAUCACCUCAAAACUCUGGAGGCCGAGCAGCGCAUCCGUGAGAUACUCGAACGCACCGAGGCGGAGAACGAGGGAUUCGGUCCGGAGGGCAGCGACUUCAUCGACGGCAUCCAGCAUUCCGGAGAAGCAAUGACCACCACCAAGUCGGAGUGA
Drosophila teissieri is the source of this 738-nucleotide messenger RNA. RefSeq lists its product as uncharacterized. The record is from RefSeq and is a predicted model, not a curated record. Bases 1 to 738 code for a protein of 245 amino acids. Gene Ontology annotation, biological process: sensory perception of smell. Gene Ontology annotation, molecular function: odorant binding. NCBI's taxonomy places the organism in Eukaryota, Metazoa, Arthropoda, Insecta, Diptera, Drosophilidae. The transcript is spliced from 2 exons.